Bactrocera dorsalis (oriental fruit fly) is the source of this 6239-nucleotide messenger RNA. RefSeq lists its product as uncharacterized. The coding region runs from base 3807 to 4547 and encodes 246 amino acids. NCBI's taxonomy places the organism in Eukaryota, Metazoa, Arthropoda, Insecta, Diptera, Tephritidae. The transcript is spliced from 6 exons. The record is from RefSeq and is a predicted model, not a curated record.
AAUUUGCUCGCUGAUCUGCACUUUAAAGUAUAAGUUUAACACUAUUUGGUAGUCAGCAUUGCUGUUCAUUACAAAUGGCGUUACCAUAAGUUAGAAAAAAAUUGACUACAAUACCAAUCCACCACUUGCAAUUUGAUGUAUGCCAUAAAUGCGAAUUGCUUUUCUUGCAAAGUAUCACAAUUAUAUACUAUAUAAAAAUUUAUAUCCUUCUUUUGUCCACUAAUUUGGUUUUAACUUGAAAAAUUAUUGACAAAUUGCUGAUUAUGUCUAUACCCAUCUCAUACCAAUGCGAAAAUCCCCUAGAGUAAACUUAUGGUUUAUUAAUUACCCAAUCUGGCAAUAAAUUCUCGCGAUGUUCAAAAUCGCUCUUAACCGCUCUCUGUCUCCCAUCUCACGUAAGAACGGCAGUAUACACUAACUCGCACAUGGAAAGAGACAAUGUUUGAAUGAUGGAUCGUUAUGUUUUACAGACACGAUUUACCGACGGUUUUUUAAUUUGUUUGUAUUUGUUUAGAGACAGAAGCGCCUACUUAAAUAUAUUUCAAAAUUAAUGGUAAGGCAGGAAGUUAUUCUUUGUAUGUGCUCGUCAAUUCUUCUAUACGAAAAAUUGUUCAUUUUUCGAAAGGUUUAAGACAAAAAAGCGUUUAAUCACAAUGGUAAAAUGUUGAGGCCUAUCACUCAGCCACGGACAAUUGUAUUUCAUUUUAAACGAGAAAAAAUAUGUUGAAAAAUGGAAAAAUCCAAUUAUUCCGACAUCAGUUUUUGUUCCUAUUCAAGUGCUCGCAAGUGUACGUACAUCUGUAUGUAUAUAACAAGCGAAAUUAACAGUUAUUCGUGGACGCAAAGAAAGGGUUGCCAUCAAAUAAUGCAAGAUAUACCUUAAGUAUGAAAUAUUUUCAUUGACUUAUGGUAUAUUUACUUAUAACUUUUUGAUUGAUUAUGAAGUACUUUACCGAAAUACGUGUACACAGCAAAUUUUACAUGCAUACGUCCAAAAAUAACGACUUUAUAGGCGAGAAUCAGAAGGCCGCAACUACAACUUCAACAAUUUCAUAAACCAAAAAGCCGUAACUAUCCUUUUUUCAUUCUCUUUGAUUCAAUUUCAAUGUGACACAUUGUGUUAUCCGUAAUUACAGUUGUUUUCAUUAUCUUUCAUUCUUUAUCAAAUUGUGUUAUUGUGUUACUGCCUUUAUUCCCCGAAUAAAACAAAAUUAAUAAAAUGAGUACUAAUUGUGAAAAUGGUUGUAAUGAAAAACUUAAAAAAAAAAUAAUAAAAGGUCUGGAUAUAUAAUAAACCGAUUGAAAGGAAAGAAUACGUGGGACUAUCGAAAGGCAUUAUUAGUGAAAAAGCUCCAAGAGAACUUAAAGCUGGAUGUACUUCAAAAUUCUGUGAGAAAAGUGCUGUACGGAAUUGUUCUACAUUUUCCGAAGAAAAUCGUAAGGAAAUAUUUAAUGGGUUCUGGAAAAUGUCAUGGGAUCAAAAAAAAAUGUAUGUCGUUAAUCUUGUUGAACGCGCGAACAUAAAGCGAAUUGGUUUUGAGAACUCUAGAAGAUCAAUUACAAAACGUUACUAUUUAAAACAUCAUUCUAAACGUGUUCAACUGUGCUUUCAUAUGUUUUUAUCUACGCUUGGAUUAAAUGAGAAAAUGGUGAGGAAUUGGGUAAAUUUCAAUGACUCCCAUGGCACCAAUAUUUCGCCAGAAGAACAAAACAAAAUAACAUCAGAACGUAAAGCAUUUACUAAUGAAGGAGUCUUAUUUCAAAAACGUAUACAUUUUCUGGAAAAAUGGUUGCAUGACAUUCCUAAGCUUGAAUCAGAAAUGAGAAAUGAACAGUAUACGAAGAAACUGUACUUGCGGUCCGAUUUUAAAAGCUACAAACAGUACGACAUUCAUAGAAAGGAUAUACAAGACAUGAGAAAUGAAAAGUUAAUUGACAUAGAAAACGCUAAAUCAGGAUUACACUUGUUGUUAUGCAUUGACAUGCAGGCAAUGAAAUUGAUUCCACAGACAAAUGCAAAUGCCACGUACUAUAAAAUGAAAUUACAAGUGCACAAUUUCACAAUUUAUAACGUUAUUUCACAUGAAUCUGACAAUUUUGUCUGGGACGAAACAGAUGGUACCCUUGUUGCUUCUAUCUUUGCUACAUGUAUAUAAAAAAAUACAUAAAAAAUUCCACUAAAAAGUCACCAAAUAUUCAUCACAUAAUUAUAUAUUCCGAUGGUUGUUUCUACCAGAACCGAAAUGUAAUUCUCUCUAAUGCAAUAUUAUCUUUAUGUGUUCAAGAAAACAUAACGGUAGAACAUAAAUAUUUAAUAGUGGGACAUACACAAAUGGAAUGUGAUUCGAUCCACUCCCUCAUUCAAAGAAAAAUCAACAAGGGACAAUUAAAUUUACCAUCUGAGCUGUCUGGCUUGAUUAGAGAGUCUCGAAAGAACCCAUUUCUAAAAGUGCACCAUGUUGAUUACAAGUAUUUCCUUGACUACGAAAGUAUUCCUAAGCGCUACGUAUCUAUUCGACCAGGCAAAAAAUCCGGAGAGCCAACUGUUAAUAUGAUCCGUGCCUUGGCAUAUGAUUCAUCUGGAAUAAUUUAUUAUAAAACAAACAUCAACGACGAUUAUAACGUUUUGCCACAACGUACACAACAAAAAUUUAGGGACAUCGAACCUUCACAGUUACAUACCGAAAGAAUAUCAAUAUCCAAAAAGAAAUGGGAACACUUGCAUGAACUUAAAUUUUUACUUCCGGCUGACUGCUACAGCUUUUAUGAUAAUAUACCCUUUACAUCUUAAACCUAUUCUAAUUUGCUAUUUGUAUUGCAGGUUUUGUUGUUUUCAAAUGAAUUAUUUUGUUUUUCUUAACUAGUUUAAUUUAAUUUUAUUUUCUCGAAUUAAAUGUAUUAAUUAAAUAAUUUCUUUUGUGUUAAAAUACUUACAAUAAAUAGAUACAAAAAGACAUAACUUGUUAAAAACUUUUUUAGUUACAGCCUAAAAGCACAUUUUCUUAUUUUAACCAUUGCUUUCAUUUUAUACACAAUUUUUUUCAAGUAGUUACGGCUUUUUGGUUUCAGAAAAAUAGAGUGCAAAAGGCCGUAACUAACAUUUCUUAAAAACUGCUUUUUUCCAAUUAAUUUGGUUUUCAGAAACAAAUCCGUCUUUGUUUUCUAAGCUUAAAUCUACAAUUUGGAUAUUUAGCUUUAAGUAGUCUUUAAUCUAUAACGUUUUUUGCUUCUCCUGUAAAAUACUAAAAAUGUUAGUUACGGCCUUUUGCAUUUUAGGUGACGAUAUGUUACUUGUGCAUUUAUGAGUAGAUAUUUGUUUAGUUUUAUAAUAAAAGAUUUAGCAUAAAAGAUAAAGAAUAUGUUCAGCAACCACGGAUUAAUAGUACUUAUGCUGUUAUGUGCAUCUGUAUGUAUUAAAAAAUUGUUGAAUAAUAUAUAAAUGUUCAUCUGUAAAAAGAUGCAAAAUUUAAUCCCAAACGAUAGUAUAUUAUAAGAAGAAUUUAUUUUUCAAUUUAAAUAUUAACAAAUACACACCAAUAAUAAUUGGAAGUGAUAUGGUUUUCUUAAUCUGUGGCUAUGCGCAAUAGUAUAUGCAUUUAUCUAAAUACAAUUAAAAUCCCGCAUAAAUUAUUUGCUUUUUGAAACUACUACACAUGAAAAAAUGCAUGGCAAUCAUGGUGCCAUCUCAUUUCGCUCAUCAUGGCUUGCUUUGUCUUCAUCUGAAAUCAGUCGGGAAAUUUCGUGCUUCAACAGACAAAAUAACUAAAAUUGUUAAAUAAACAAGGAAUUGAUUAAUAAGAACGCAAAUGUUGGUAAAAGUGAAAAGUGGGAAUGUGAUAAAACUCAUUGAUAUAAACACAGAUACCAGAGCGAAAGAUGUGCUUGAUUUCAUUUGUUCAAAAUUCGGCAUUGCGUACAAUAUCACAAUAAAAUUUCUGAACCGGGAUAAAGUUCCAAUAGAGGAAGACCAAAUAGUAUCUACAAUUAAGCAGUUUGGCAGUUGCUCCUGUUUUUUGCUAGAAAUUUUAGACAAAGGUGACGUUUUGAAAGAUACUAUUAGAAGCUGUUUAAUACCAGAGUGGUUUAUUGAAAUCAAACCGUUUUUACAUCUGCUACGACUACUACCUUCAUUUACACUACGCUCAAAGGAAAAUAAACAACAACGACUAAAUUUCGAAUCAACCAUCAAUAAAUUUAUAAAUUUUCAGAAUAUAAAUACACCCAAAGACGACUUCAAAUUAAACAGCAAGCAGCCCACAAUCGUAGCAUCUGGAAAAAGUAAGGAGGAAAUUGUUCAGUAUUUUAUUUUAAUUGACGGUAAAGCUUUACAUGUGCCUAUAACAUAUACUUUCAUUGAGGUAUUUCAUUUAUAUUUUAAGUCAUUUUAUGUAUUCCAUAUAGAAUUCGAUCCAGCAUUGUCAAACUUUAUAAAAUUUUUUUCUAAGUUCAUUUACAAAGUUGAACCGAAUAUGAAGUGUUCUAAUCGAGUUCUUGAGAUCUAUAUGAAAUUCAAAAGCAAAAUUGAUGCUGAACGAUCAGUAAUUUAAAAAAUGGGAUAUUUUUGCUUUAUAUGUAAGAAACUCGGUAGGGAGAAAAGGUUUUAUAAAUAGUACUAAUCUAAAUGAAAAUGUAAAAUUUUGUCUAUCAAAGGUUUUACCAGAAUACGAAACAUGUAACAUAUAUUCUUCAACUUGGAUUGAAUAUAAGUACGGAUAUCGUUAUAGAACUGACUUUAUGCUUUAUUUGAAACGAGAAAAUGAAACGCUUAUAUUUGCACAAAUAAAAGAUAUUUAUAUUAUUAAUAAUAUAUUAUUUUAUGUUCAAUAUUAUACUACCACAACUUUUGAUGAUGUUCUUAAUAUUUACGAGGUGUCUCCUUCGAAAAAUAAGGAGGUAAUCCCCUUUGACAACCUGAAAUUUAAAAAGCCUUAUGAUUGCUAUCAUAUUAAUUCUACAGUAGAAACUCGUUUAUCCGGCCCUCAGUUAUACGGAUUCGCGAUUAUCCGGACUACCAAUCGCGACCAAUUUAUAUGUACUCGUACCUACGUACAAAUUAUGGAAUCAUGAACGUGUUGGAACGACGUUAUAUGUCUUUAUGUAAAAUGUCAGCUAAAAAUGGGUUGCAAAUAUAUUUUUCCAGGACAUUGCACGCAAAUAUACAUGGGUUUUGGUCUGACAUAUUUUACAGCCAUUGCAAAUAAUUAUCUGCGUGUGUUUGUUGUUGUGCCGGUGCACCGAGAGGAAAUAUAUGCAAUUUUCGCACCGUGCAAGGGUUUUGCAAGAGCAAGAGAAUACCUCUAGAGUGAUACUGUGAGUCUACUACAACUGAAACGAAUUCGUGAUAUAGCAGCAAUGAAGAGAAAAAGUUGCUUACGUCAAAUGACAAUUACCAAAUAUUUUAAACCAAAUUAAAUUUAUUACCUACGUACUUAUUUUAUGAUUACCAAAUGCAAAUUACCAAGUACAUAUUGUAGACAAAUUAUUCGUACAUACGUACAUACCUAAAUAUUUUAUUGUAUUUCAUGAUUAAUGCUGCAGUUUAGUAUUACGUAUGUAGUGUAAUCUAAGAAAAUAUGUCCAUACAUACAUAAGUAAGUGUUCAUUUCUUAAUAAACAUUGAUUUUCGUUGCAGGAUAUGAAUAUCUAUUUGUUUUUCUUCAUAGAUUCGAUUAUCCGGAUUUUCGAUUAUCCGAAUGCCUUUCGACAACAAUUAGUCCGGUUAAUCGAGUUUCUACUGUAAUAUAUACAUAAUAAUAACGGAUGUAAUUUUUAUCUAAAUAGUAUAUGUAAAUAGUUUUUGAACUGAAUAAAAAAUGAAUUAAAAACGAGUUCCGUUUCAUUCCAGCCUUUAUGUGGGGGCAAAUUUUGGGGAAUAGUUAAGAGUUGAAAUUACAACUUUUAGUGUCAAUUUUUUUAGCACUUUAUUGGAGCUAAAACUGCACUCAAAAUUUAAGACUUAAUAGAGUUAAAAUUACACUUUUUAGUGUAAUUCUUAUUAACACUUUAUUGGAGUUAAAAUCACACUUUAAGGUGCUGUUUACAAAUACUCUGCAUUAGUGUCAAACUUGCUCCUUUUAGUGUUAUUUAUUUUGACUCCUUUUGGUGUUAAAUUUACACCUUUUUUAGUUUAUAUAUACAGCAACACCGAAGAGUGCUGUUUUGACACCAAAACUUUUUUGUGUGUAAUGAGAAACCAUUUGAAGUACUUUAUAAUAAAGUCUCUCAUGAUAUUUUACCAG